AUGGAUUACUAUUUGUUUAAUAAUAUAAAAAUAAUUUAUUUUAACUUAAUAAUAUCAGUAGCAUUAAUUUUAAUUGAUGUAAAAGCUUAGAAUUGCUCAAAUUUAAUCUCGAAAUAAACCGCAUCUAUCACACGCUAAGGCUAUCAGUGUAUUUAUGACUCAAGCUAAAACUAUUCAAUUGGUGAUUUAGUUAAAACUUACAUUACAUAAUAGACUUCUACUCAAUUUAAAGACAUAGUUUUAUCUAAGGGUGAUUGCGAUGUAUAAUACUUAAUCAAUCCAAUCAGUUAAUCACUAUUAAAUGAUAUUUUAAUUGAUUUUUAAGGUAAUAAUGGAUAAAAUUUAUCCUAUUUAUAAAUUAGCUUUGAUUCGUACUUUUAAUUACAAAAUGGAGUUUUUCCAGAUUCAAUUACAAUAAUGACUUAUUAGAAAAAUGGAGGAAACUCUUAUUUAAAUUAGCUAGAUAAUUCUGUGAAAUAGUAAUCUUCAUCUUUAAAUUGCAAAAAUAAUUAUUAUAAAAAAUCUGAAUAUUAUUUAAUUGACAUGAAAUCUGCUACUUCCUACUUUACUUUACAGACUUAAGUUCAUCCUAAUACUUUUCCAAAUUUAAUGGCAAAUAUUCAAAUACUAGCAUAUUAUUAAUGUCCAAUAGGCUGCUCUACAUGUAAUACAUCUGGCGAAUGUUCUGCUUGUAUAACUAAUUAUAAUUUAACAUAAAAACUUUGCUUAUUAAAGUGUAGUUCAAAUCAAUAUGCACAAGUAACAGAUACUGCUACAACUGAAUAAAAAUGUUUAUAAUGCGAUGUUUCUUGUUUAACCUGCUUUGGUAAGUCAACUAAUUGUAAUACUUGUAGUAAUGGAUAUUAUCCUAUAAUUACCACAGGAACUGCUACUACGUUUUAAUGCGUAUAAACAUGCCCAGAUACUUACUAUCUUACCAAUAAUCAAUGCAAAUAAUGUCAAGCACCUUGUCUUAAUUGUUUAGGUGAUCCAAAAAGCUGUACUUCUUGUUAAAAUAAUUAUUAUCCUUUGAUAUCAUAAUAAUAAAGUACUACAUUUUAAUGUUUAACCACCUGUCCUAAUGGAUUUUAAUUCACAUAAAACAAAUGUUAAGAAUGUUAAAUUUAUAGUACAUAAUCCUGCUAUAGUUGUGGUCCAACUUGCAAAACUUGUUAAAAAGGUGAAAAAAAUUUUUGUUUAGAUUGCUAUGACAGUAUGACUUUUAAUGGUUAUACAUGUGUUUGUAAAAACACCUAAGAUACUAGAGCAAACUUAUAUCAUUGCAGCUAUGAUAUAUAUGCAGCAGUUUAAGCUACCUAUGAGAGUAGUGUUCCUAUCUUAACUCUAGAAUUCGGAUCACCCUUAGUUUCUGUGUAUGGUCUUUCAUGCAACUAAAUAUUUGACUAAGCUACAAAUGACCUAUUAGGAUUUAAUUCGAUUUGCGAGAUUAAUUCAACUUAGAUAAUUGUUACUUUAAGUUCCGAUGCAACAAUAAUGGCUGAUAAUAUAAUAGGAUUUAACAGCAAAGCUUUGGUUCUUCAAUUCUAAGGAUACUCAAAUCCUAUAAAAAUAUUCCAUCUAAUUUCAAUUGUAUAAAAACCAGGACCUUAAGCAACUGUAAUAGUUUAAUAUAAUGAAAAAGUAAACUCUUGUGAUGAUAUCUCUUUUGCAAUCGUAGGUCUUUUAAAUGAUGGAAAAAGAGAUUUCUUUUAAAUACAAUGGAGUUUAGCUUAACCUGAGAGUUAUAGCAAUUAAACGCUAUCAAAUAUUAAUAAAAUUAUAAGUUUAGCAAAUAAAAAGCAAAGUCGUAGCUUAUUUAUAAACCGAUAUAUUGUUGCUCCUGAUACUUCUAUUACAAUUAAUCUAUUUUACAUACUUAAAAUUUAACAAAGAAGCACUCUUUCAUUUACUACAUUUAAUUAAUUAACCAAAUAACUUUUUAUAUAAAGUAUUUAAAAUCACUAUCCUCCUAUCUACAAUUACAUGGAUAUAAAAGUAUUCUUUAUUUUCUAUGUAUAACUAUGCGACUAAUAGGGAAAUAGAAUUACUAAAGAAACUUUAGACGUUUAAGUAGUUUCUAAAGCUUAACCAGAAUUAAACAUCGUUCAAAACUAAUUUAAUGAUGAAUAGAUUGAAAUAGAUAUUAAGCCUUAUUCUAUUCCUCUAAAUUCUACUUUAGAUCUUUCAGUUUAAGCAGUUUCAAUAAGUAAUAAUUUGAUUAAUUCUACUUACAAUAUGUCAAUCACCCCAUAAAUCUCAGAAUUAUUUAUUUAAAUUUCUGGUGGUUCAGACAGAAUGGUAGAUUAUUAAGCAAAUACUACUAUAACUGCAGUAGCAAGAGAUUACGAAAUUUAAGAUGCUAAUUCACCUUAAGGAAUCUAACUUAAAUGGACUUGUUAAAAUAUAGCUUCAAAUAAUGCGGAUUCUUAAUGCUACAAUUAUUUAUUUGAUGUUUUUCCUAUUCCAUAAAAUGUUUUAAGCUUCACAAUAGAAGAGGGAAUUUUUAAUCCAUAUCAGAGUCUUAAAUUUACUCUUUAAGGCUAAAAAGAUAGUAGAUAAUCAUUGGCCAGUGUUUUAUUAAUAUUUACAGAAAUUAAUAUACCUGCUUUAAUUGUUAAAUUUGAUGAUGAAAAACUGCCUCAAAAAGUAAAUAUUAAUGAUGAUAUUUCCGCAACCCUUAUUUACGAUUCAAAUACACCUAUUAACCUUUUAACAUAUGCAGGUGCUAUAUUAUACAAAAACAAAGUUGUAGGUAUAAUAAAAUUUGAUUAUCUUAAAAUCAAAUUUAGAAUAUGGGAUUAUUUUUCUAUGAUAAAGGAAAAUAACCCAGUAGUUUAAGUAAGAUUUUCAGUUUAUAAUCCAGCAAACAUUAUGCCCAGCUUGAGUAUCAUAAACUUUAAAAUUAAUAUACCACCAUAAAAGUGUGUAUUUAGUGUUAGUCCUUCUAGUGGAAUAGCUCUUGAAACUUCAUUUAUUAUAUAAUUUUCAGGGUGUAUAACAAAAAGUAACCCAAUUACUUACUAAUUCUUUUACUAUAAUCAAUAGAUAGAUUAACUUUAAGAAAUUUAAGUACCAUAAAAUAUACUUAGAAGAUAAAUUUAAGAUUAAUUUAUUACUAGUUCAAUAAGAACUGUUCUACCAUCUGGAGAUUUAGUUAUAAUGGGGUAAGCUAUGGAUUCAAACUUAGCUAUUUUUAACUCUACUGUUCAAAUUAGUGUUCGUCCUUAUGACUCAGAUGAGUAGAGUCUAUUAAAACUCAUAGAAAAUGCCAUAGAAGAUAGCUAAAAUACAACUACAAGAAAUGCUAUUCUAUAAUUUAGCAUAAUAGCUGAAGAAAUUUCCAAGAAUAAUACAAUCUUUAAUCUUCCUUCAGUGAAUGAAGCAAAGAUAAAAUUAAUAUAAUCUAUGCUUUUUUAUUCAAAUAAGUUACCAACUUCUUCAUUUUUAUCCACUUUAUCAAAUAAGCUAAUUUCAAAUCUCUAAUCGUCUUUGAUUGUACAAUAAGAUUAACAAAGCUAAAAUCUACUUGGCCAAGUAAAUUAAAUACUUAAUAAUUAAUAAUCACUAAUGAAAGUUACAAAUAAUAAACUCAUGAGUAAUAAUGAUAUUGUUCUACAGAAUUUAGUGGACUCCUUUAAAAUUCUAAACUCAACAACUUAAAAUUUUAAUGCUGUAAACUCAACUAAUAGUCUUUUGUAAACUUAAUUAAAUAUGUCAGAUUAAAUAGGUCAAUUAAUAAAUAAUAUUUCAAUUCCAAAUCAGGGCUAAUUUUAAAUGUAAGGAAAUCAAAUUUCUUUAAAUUGUGAGUAAGUAACUUAAAAAAACCUUUAAAAAUACUAUUACGAUUAAGGUGAAAAUUUAUUAGAGGAAUCUAAUAUUUAUAAUGUAGUGAUAACUAAAUAUGAGUAGAAUCCUUUUAAUCAAAGUGAUGAGUUUCAAAAUUAUGUGAAUCAGCUAAAAAAUUAAACACCUUCAAUCUAAAUAUCUUAAAAUCCAGUUAUUAAACCUUUAAUUUAAGAUAUGACAAAUUAAACCAAUCAAAAUGUAACCAAUAAAAUACAGAUGUAGUUUCCAAAUAUAAAAAAACCAUCAAAAAAUAACCUGACUUGCAUAUAGCAGCAAAAAUCAAGUUGGUCGUCUAAAAAUUGUGUAAUUGUAGAAUCUUUAUCAAUUGGAGGAUAUAAUUGUAUUUGCAAAGAUUAAAAACCUACAACAAUUAUAGAAGAUUUAGAGGUAGUAUUAAAUAACAAAAAUUUAUAAACAGCAUUUGGUUCAGAAGGAUUUUCUAAUAUAACUCAUUUCAGCACAUUUUAUGAGUUUGCAAUUUUUUGGAUUUUAACAUCGGUUACAUUAAUAUAAUUUGGUCUUUGUUGGUUUGGAAAAUAAUUGGAUAAAAAAUAAUAAAUAUGCAUUCCAUCAUCUUUGACAAAUGUAGCUCCUAUAUAAGAAAACAAUAUUUCAAAUCAUAGAUAAUUAUAAUCUUUAGUAAACAUGGAAAUAUUUGUUUCACCAGAACAAACUAAUAGGUAAUAAAAUUAAGAAUAGUAAAACGAUUUAAAAUAAUAGAACUCUCUUUAACAACAGUAAUAUUAGUAAGAGAAUAUAUAAGAUGAAUAAGAAAAGCUUUUUAAUGAAAUUGUAAAUUGGAAAAUUAAAUAAGAAAAGAUUUAAAAACCUAAAUUUAAUAGAAGAGUUAGCUUUUUACCCUUAAGUGACAAACAUAUUUAAGAUAUAUAAACAAACAAUGAUAAUUUAAGUGGUUAAAAAAUUUUGUAAAAUAACAGUGACAAGAUACAAAAAUCUUUAGAAAAAAGUAAUGAAAAAUUAUCUGAGCAAGAAAAAGAAAAAUAAUAAAAAGAUACCUCUAUAGAUUUAAAGGACAUAAUACAAAAUCUUGUUUUGUGA
Messenger RNA from Tetrahymena thermophila SB210, 4905 nucleotides. RefSeq names its product REJ domain protein. The record is from RefSeq and is a predicted model, not a curated record. NCBI's taxonomy places the organism in Eukaryota, Ciliophora, Oligohymenophorea, Hymenostomatida, Tetrahymenidae. The transcript is spliced from 7 exons.